Messenger RNA from Spinacia oleracea (spinach), 1751 nucleotides. RefSeq names its product protein trichome birefringence-like 38. NCBI's taxonomy places the organism in Eukaryota, Viridiplantae, Streptophyta, Magnoliopsida, Caryophyllales, Amaranthaceae. Gene Ontology annotation, cellular component: Golgi apparatus. The transcript has 4 exons. The record is from RefSeq and is a predicted model, not a curated record. The coding region runs from base 95 to 1324 and encodes 409 amino acids. Gene Ontology annotation, molecular function: O-acetyltransferase activity.
GCAUUUAAUAAUAUCCUAAACCAAAUUUAGAUGUGCCAAAUAAUACAAGUACAUAAAUUAAAAUCAUAGACUAGUGAUCCUCAUAAUUUAAGUCAUGGAUUUGAAAUCUUCCAUUGAUAACACAUGGAAAUUAUUGUCAGUUGUAGGCAUAGUUGGGUGUCUCCUCCUUGUAAUUUUCAUAGAUACAAGCCAUCAUAAUUAUAUAAGUCUUUCAAUAGCCAGAUAUGCAACGGUGCCUGUAAAAACGUCAAACUUUACAAUAUACUCUUUGGGAAAACCAAGUGAAAGAAUCAAGAAGAAGUGCAAUAUAUUUGAUGGAAGUUGGGUUUAUAAACCAGAAGAUAAAAAUGGUAGCUACGAUGUCCUCAGUUGCCCGUUCGUGGAAGAGAAGAUGAGUUGCCAUAAAAAUGGAAGGCCAGAUUUCGAGUUCUUGAAGUGGAGGUGGGAAGCCAAAGACUGUGAAAUACCAAUGUUUAAUGGGAAGGACAUGAUGGAGAGGCUUAGAAACAAAAGGGUAAUCUUAGUUGGAGAUUCACUAAACAGAAAUAUGUGGGAAUCUCUUGCUUGCCUUUUACAUUCCUCCAUUCCUUCCUCCGGUGUCCAACUCCGAGACAAUAGCACAGUAUCUAAGCUUUUUUGGAAAGCAAAGGAUUAUAACUUCACACUUGAGUUUUACUGGAGCCCAUUUCUUGUCGAGUUCGACUUAAACCAUGAAAGUGGGAAAAAGGUUCUUGUGCUCGAUAAGCUUUCGACCAAUGCCGAGAUGUGGACAGGGGCUGAUGUUAUGGUUUUCAACUCAGGCUUCUGGUGGGUGCAACCAGGAACAUCCAAAAGAUGGGAUUUCAUCGAAUACAAGGGGAAAUUAAUUGAAGAAAUGCCGAUUGAGCAAGCAUAUGAAAUUGGCAUGAAAACAUGGGCAACAUGGAUCGAGGAAAACGUGGAUCCAAAGAAAUCAAAUGUUUUCUUUCGAAGCAUAUCAGCUGAGCACAAAACUAAAACUCCUAAAACAUGGUGCUACAAUAAAACGCAACUAGCCCUUGACCAAUCCAAAGCGUCGGUCUACCCGAACUCUCUCGUAGACAUUAUUGAGAGAUUGAUCAAAAGUUUUACCAAAUCUCAAGUGAAAUACUUAAACAUUACAAAGCUAUCUCGAUAUCGAAUCGACGCACAUCCUGGAAUCUAUAGGUACAAGGAUUGGAAGGAUCUCACUCGAAAAACUAAGGAUAUAGUCUCUCUUCGUCCUGAUUGUAGUCAUUGGUGUCUUCCUGGACUUCCAGAUACUUGGAAUAGGUUAUUAUAUGCUUCACUUUUUUUUCAUCUUUGACGAUUUACAUAUUACAAAUAUGUGAUUCAAUUUUUAGUAAUUAACAAAGGCGUUAUUUUACUUUUUACGACCUAAAUAAACCUUUUUUUUUUUUUUUCACCACUUAAAAAAAUUAGAAAUUUGAUUCCGCCACCACAUAACGCAUUUUGUCCAAACUUCCGUUGGUGGGUUGGCAUCUUCGUUUACCCUUCUUAUACUACACAAUCUUCCUUCAAAAUGGGGAUCGAGUGUCGACUACAACUAAAGGACAAACUAGCUACCACUAAUAAGUCUCGUUGUUAAAGAGUUGGAGGUGGUAUCCAAAAAAUCAAAUCUCGUCUACAAUAAUACCAAUUGUGGCUCUCUAUACAUACUAAAAAAAAAAACUUAUUUUGAGGCAUGCGUAGCUUCAUAGGAAAAAUACAAAUAUUCCAUUCGUUACAUAAAU